Molecule: messenger RNA, 2742 nt
Organism: Rhincodon typus (whale shark)
Lineage: Eukaryota; Metazoa; Chordata; Chondrichthyes; Orectolobiformes; Rhincodontidae
Product: clathrin interactor 1
Exons: 6
Coding region: 1-1470 (489 amino acids)
Source: RefSeq, a predicted model, not a curated record
AUGCCAAGACAAGCUGAUGGCAUCAGCUUAAUUUUUGUUGUUUUUCUUCUUUGUUAUACAGGUGAUAGGUAUGAUUCUGAGCCAAAGUCCAGGUGGGAUGAUGACUGGGACAAAGGCAAUAGAGGAGUUUUCCCAUUCAGUGAAAAGUUAGGAGAGAUCAGCGAUAAAAUUGGGACCACAAUCGAUGAUACAAUCAACAAGUUUAGGAAGAAAGAUAAAGAUGAUUCACCAGAAAGCGACAGUGAGGAGGAGAGAAGGCCCAAGAACAAUGGCAAGGUUGGAAAGUCGGAGUACAAAGAUGAAGAGGAGACAGUGACCACCAAAUCAAUCCACAUUACGCAAGCUUCAGAGACCACCACCACCCGGCAUAAACGUUCUGGCAUACCUUCCAAAACAGUUGAUCUUGGUGCUGCAGCCCAUUACACAGGAGACAAUACAAGUCCGGAAUUAAACUCUGCUGCAAAGGUUUCAGCACCGAGCGCUGUUAAGAACGAUUCAAAGAAUGACCUAGUCGACCUACUCUUUGACACAGGAUUUGAAUCCAGUCAGAUUGCUUCCACAGUAAGACCUGAGCAUGUCGCAUCUGCUUUGCUUCACUUUCGUGGUAACUGCUCAUUCCAUUCACCUGCAGGCACACCAACAAGUGGGAAUUCUGAUUUUGGUGACUGGAGUGCCUUCAGCCAAGCCCAUUCCAACCAGCCUGUCAUGUCGAGUGGAGGGGACCUCUACAACAGUAUGCAGCCUGUCCAAGCUCCUGCACCUGCCACAGAUCUGUUUGAUCUAAUGCCUGGUUUUCAGUCAACCAUGACCUCAUCACAGAGCAUGAGCUUUGCUAUGUCAGCUUCCAACACCAUUUCUACCACUGGUACCAGUAUGUCCUUAUCCAGAUCCCAGCCUUUGCCGAUGUUGUCCACACCUUUGUCGAGACCUGUUGUUGCUGUACCCACACAGAAUAUGCAAGACAACCAGAAAGCAGCGAAGCCAUCUUUGCCUUCAACUUGGUCAGACCCAAGUGUUAACAUCAGUCUAGACUUUCUGACACCUGGCAUGCAACCUCCCAAACCCCAGCAACCAUCACUUAACACCAUGAUGCAACAACAAGGCACACAGCAACCAGUGAACCUUGUGGCUCAAAGCUUCUCAGCCGUAUCCAUUAACUCACCAACCAGCAUGGUGCCUCCACGACUUCCAGGAACAUCUCCUUUGGCUGGCAAUGUGCCAGUUGGCAUGGGAAUGCCAAACAUGAUGGGGACUAGUGCCGUAGGGAUGAAUCCUAUGGGUAUGCCUCAGAAUAGUGUGAUGAACCAAGGAAUGAUGGGAAUGGGAAUGGGAAUGGCUCCAACUGGCAUGGCCAUGACCAGUUCCAUGGGGAUGGGUGUUCCUGCCAUGGGUCUCAAUGCUAGCAUGACACCUGCAAUGGUGCAAUCCAAGCAAGAUGCCUUUGCCAAUUUUGCCAACUUUAGUAAAUGAGAAGGCUGGAAAGACUCUAAUUUAGAUGAAGGUGUGAAGGCUGCACAAAAUAGUACUUGAAACACAUGAAGAUAGGUUGUCUUAAAUUUUUAUAGCUAUGGCAUAUUUUGUAUUGAGGAGAAAUCUGGUAAUUGGCAAGAUCUGUGCUAUUGAAUGUGUAUGUCUGUUUCCUAACAGAGGUUCUUCAAGUAAAAUCCUUUUCAUUGGCAUCUUGUUUGUGAGAUACACCUGAAAGCCUUUUUAAAUGUUGAUAAAUUUUAACUCUUAGUGAAAUCACAGGACUGUGAGGAUUACAUGGGUUGGGAAAAACACUUCAUAUCAAAAAUAAUUUUUAUACCUAUCGUAAUGGCCUUUAAGUCAGAAUCCCAAGAAAAUAAUUAAAAUCCAGAAUAUAGUCAUUAAAAAUUUUGUUGGUUCUUUACCUGGACACAAUCAGUCUCUCCAGCAAUGUGAUAAUCAGCUUGUGUAUAUAAUCCUUUAUGUAACAAAUGAAUGCAAAAUUAUUAAAAGAACUUCAAGGUACCAAAAAUCCCGAUUACUGGAAUGUAAAUAGUUUGACAUAUUCCAGUUUCAAUAGAGGAAAUAAAUCCUAUCAUGAAAAUGUCUUUAUUAAUAAUAAAUCGUAGUAAUUGUAGCUUUUAUUCUUUUCCCUCAAUUUCCUCCUCUUUUAACAGCUUUAGUCUGCUGAAAUGCAAAUAUCAGCUACAUUUUCCCUUGUCAGCGGUGGGGCUUUGUGAUUUGAAGGCAAGGAAAGGGCAUCUCAUCAAUGAGUGGACAGGUCAGGUCACCAGUUACCUUAAUCUGAAUUUUUUUACACACGCACACGCACACACACACACCCAUACUUGUCUCUUCUCUCCUCCACCAAGCUGAGCAUACCCUGUGAGUGUGCAAUAUCCAAGACAUUCCUCUGUUCUUUUCAGAAAUAAGUAUUCAUGCUAAACUUACUCUGAUUUUGAAGGUGGUGUAGGUGAAAAGAUUUCUGUUUCUUCCAAAAAUACGUAUGCUGUCAUUUUUGUUUCUCAAGCUGUCUGAUUUUUUAACAUUUUUUGCAUUGGUGACUGGUGAAUCAUGACUGUGUUCUGUAAUGUUAAAGCCAUGCUAUCUGCUUGAUGGAUGGAAGCUUCACUAAGAGACACUCACAGUCAAGCCCUGUUUCUACAGUGAUUCUUCUUCCCAACAAGUCAGAGGGGGAAAAGUGUGUUUCAAUUGUACUCAUGACCUGUUCUGUAUUACAGCAAACUAUUCAUUAAAAUCUGUUACUUAAAACCA